Uranotaenia lowii is the source of this 1805-nucleotide messenger RNA. Its product is annotated as glutathione S-transferase D7. The transcript has 5 exons. Gene Ontology annotation, biological process: glutathione metabolic process. The record is from RefSeq and is a predicted model, not a curated record. Gene Ontology annotation, molecular function: glutathione transferase activity. Lineage: Eukaryota; Metazoa; Arthropoda; Insecta; Diptera; Culicidae. Bases 775 to 1431 code for a protein of 218 amino acids.
GCAGGUGCCCGGAAGAAGAGGGUGGCUCCUCGUUCGUCGCCAUCCCCUUUCGUUGGAACAACAGUGAGAAGCAGCCGCAUUUAUUAAAAAUAAUAACAUGCAUUAUAAGUUAAAUAAAAGAACCAUCUAGCUGGGGGGACGUCACCGGCAGGACGUCCCCCGGAAGGUCGUUAGUCUGUUCCAUGUAUAAGGGCGGGCGCCCAGUGUAUUAGUAGGAUACCUCCAGCAAGGCAAGUCGCCCGAUGGCUUUUGUUCGGCUUCCGCUAACUUGAACGGACCUACAUACAGAGGCACUUCGUUGAAAUUCCGCGCCGCGAGGUAAGGUUUCGAUAUCGGACCGUGACGCGCGGGGUAAAAUUCAAAAGACAAGUCGCAUGAUUUCUUGGGAAAAACGGCGUUUUCCUUCUACAGUACUUUAUUAUCAUCGUAGGGCAACUGUUCACUGCUUUUGCCUCGUUCCGGUAAAUAGUUGGGAUUUGGGGUUUCCUCGCAAGUAGACAGUGGCCAGGAAUUGGCUGUUUACUCACACCACGAGGGUUUCAGUAGAGUAGCGGACGGCAUCGAAGGAGGAUCGCGGAUCGAAUUGAAAAAAAAAUCCAUCAAACUGGGGAACUGCAUCGAAAGUGUAACCGUGAUCCAGUCCAAGUUCGGCAAGCACUGGCUGCUUUGAUUAAUUGCCAUUUAGUGCGCAAUCGGAAGUGUUGAUUAAAUUAGGAAGUUCCGAUUUUCCCGAUUAAUCCUAUUAAAAGAAUUAUUCCUCCCAGACACGGCUCGAUGACCCCGGUCCUGUACUAUUUGCCACCCUCGCCGCCCUGCCGUUCGGUGCUGCUCCUGGCCCGAAUGAUUGGAGUCGAGCUGGACCUGAAGGUGCUGAACGUGAUGGAGGGCGAACAGCUGCGGCAGGAUUUUAUCGAGCUCAAUCCGCAGCAUACGGUACCGACGCUCGACGACCACGGGCUGGUACUGUGGGAAAGUCGCGUUAUUCUAUCUUACCUAGUAUCGGCUUACGGUAAAGACGAAAACCUUUACCCAAAAGAUUUCCGUUCCCGAGCGAUCGUAGACCAGCGGCUCCAUUUCGAUCUGGGGACUCUCUACCAGAGGGUUUAUGAGUACUUUUUCCCCACCAUCCAGAUGGGUGCCCACCUGGACCAAACGAAGAAAGCCAAACUGGCCGAAGCCAUCGGAUGGUUCGAGGCCAUGCUCAAACAGUACACGUGGGCGGCGGCCAAUCACUUCACGAUCGCAGACAUUGCCCUGUGCGUGACCGUGUCCCAGAUCGAGGCCUUUGGCUUCGAAAUGCAACCCUACCCGAAGGUGCGAGCCUGGCUGCUCCGGUGCAAGGAAGAGCUGGAACCGUACGGCUAUCAGGACAUCAACCAAACGGGAGCCGAAACGUUGGCCGGAUUGUUUCGAUCAAAACUGAAACAGUAAAAUACUCUAGGAUUAACAAGCAAAUGACCAAAUAUCGAUAUUGUUUCAAACAUUACUACAACAGCAAAAAUAGAGUAAAUUUAUUUUUAGUGUAGUUUUAGUGCAAAUUUGAGUUGUAUUGUUCGGUUAUUAAGAGAUGCAUUAAAAUUCAAUGACCAACUCACCAAGGCAAGAAUAAGAAUUUAUUAAUGUUGGCGAUUUUGAUACGAUGCACGAUUCUAAAUUUUUAAAUUCAUUUUUUUCUGAUAUUGCUUCUUAUUUUAUGAAAAAUGAGAAAAUAGUUCAUAAAAGUACUUUACUGUUUGUAGAUGUAUUAAGAAAUUUGUACCUACUGUAUAAAAGUUCAAAUCAGUGUAGUGACACCUCGCAGAGUA